Molecule: messenger RNA, 659 nt
Organism: Cololabis saira (Pacific saury)
Lineage: Eukaryota; Metazoa; Chordata; Actinopteri; Beloniformes; Belonidae
Gene: lin52
Product: lin-52 DREAM MuvB core complex component
Exons: 6
Coding region: 11-349 (112 amino acids)
Biological process (GO): regulation of DNA-templated transcription
Cellular component (GO): DRM complex
Source: RefSeq, a predicted model, not a curated record
UGUUCUGAAGAUGGCGUCUCCAAAUGGAGGGGAUGAUUUUGAGACUUCCUUGUUGAGUUUUGAGAAGCUGGACAGAGCAUCACCAGACCUGUGGCCAGAGCAGUUGCCAGGAGUUGCAGAAUUCGCUGCAUCUUGUAAAAAUCCCAUCACUAACUCGCCCCCCAAGUGGAUGGCUGAGCUGGAGAGUGAGGACAUUGAAAUGCUGAGAGAGCUGGGAAGUCUGACCACAGCCAAUCUGAUGGAGAAGGUCAAAGGACUGCAGAAUCUUGCUUACAAGUUGGGGUUAGAGGAGUCCAGAGAAAUGACCAGGGGGAAGUUCCUGAAUAUUUUGGAAAGGCCCAAGAAGUGACGUUGUUGUCAAGGAUGGGAGAUUUGGGAGAUUUGGGAGUCCGCUUUGAUCCUGCUCUAUGUUCAGUCACUGUUUAGAGCUUCACAACAAAGUUCAAAGACUGUUGAUCCACAAUGUUCACUGACACAGCUGGGGACUUCUCCAGGUUCCUCGGUGCACCUGCUGUAGGCUCCUAGAUGCCUUUACUUCAUUGGGUACCAUUCACUGAAUAUCUCAGUGGCUUAUGAUUCUAUCUUCAUUUAGUUUUCCUUAUUUAUUACUUUUCUUUUAAACUUUUUUUCCUCAAUUGUAUAAUAAAGUGUUCAAAGGA